Apis florea (little honeybee) is the source of this 1222-nucleotide messenger RNA. Its product is annotated as ubiquitin-conjugating enzyme E2 N. The record is from RefSeq and is a predicted model, not a curated record. Lineage: Eukaryota; Metazoa; Arthropoda; Insecta; Hymenoptera; Apidae.
UUUACAGACAUUGUUAAAUUGGUUUACGCAGUGAAUUCGUAUACAGCGCCAUCAACGCGUGAUAAGAUGAAUCGCGAGAAGCGGUUGCGAGGGCUGUAACUCACAUUUACGUGUGAAAAUUUAAUUAACACUACGUUACAGUAUCUCUUUGGGGUUGCAACAUAGAUCCCAAGCAGAUUUUUGAAGUCGGCUAUAAAGCCGAUUAUCACGAAACACGAAAGUGCUACGAAAAUAAGAUUAAAAAUCGAUUUCGAGGUUUCUAGAAGAAAAGGCUACCAUAGAGGCGGACAAUCUGCCACACUUUGCGGGGUGACGCGGGGAUAUUUUCAGAUAAUCAGAUAUUUCAUCAAAUAUGGCUGCGCUACCAAGGAGGAUUAUCAAAGAAACACAAAGAUUAAUGCAAGAACCAGUUCCUGGUAUCAGUGCUGUGCCAGAUGAUACAAAUGCUAGGUAUUUUCAUGUAAUUGUAACUGGACCUGAAGAUUCGCCAUUUGAAGGUGGACUUUUUAAACUUGAAUUGUUCCUACCAGAAGACUAUCCAAUGUCUGCUCCUAAAGUUAGAUUCAUUACAAAAAUUUAUCAUCCAAAUAUAGACAGAUUGGGCAGGAUUUGCUUGGAUAUCCUUAAAGACAAAUGGAGUCCUGCUCUUCAAAUCAGAACAGUUUUACUAUCAAUACAAGCACUACUAAGUGCACCAAAUCCAGAUGAUCCUUUGGCAAAUGAUGUAGCUGAACUUUGGAAAGUAAAUGAAAGCGAAGCAAUACGUAAUGCCAAAGAAUGGACUCGGAGAUAUGCUAUGGACAACUGAUCUUAGAUCAUCCAUGAUGCAAAGUGAUGUUACCCUUUUCUUUCCGAGUUUACCGAUCACUUUACUCGCACCAGCUGCGUACCCUGCACCUGUGUCCACAAUUUUGCUAUAAAAAUAAUAAAAGUUUUGUAAGAGUAAACAGAAUGAAACUGUAUUUUCUAUAUUGCGGGGAAUACAAAGAUGUCGUGUUUAGAUUUCUUCAACGGUUUGUGAAGCAGAUUUGUCAAGAAUCUUCUAACAUUGAACAACAUCAAUUGUAAGAAGAUUCCUAUUUCAAAAAGAAAAAGGUAUAAUUUUAAUGGAUUACUAGUUUUUACUUAAAAAUAUACCUUUGUAGUAAAAAUAAGUGAAUGUAGUAUGUUGCGUCAACAUUUUUUUUAAAUAUUAUUACAGAAUGGCUUGUGCAAUCAGUAA